UUUACAGAGAAAUGAAACCUCUAGUAACUUCCAACAACACUGUAGUUUGUGUUAAAACACAAACAACAGAGCUGCACUUCCACAUUCAAGCAGACUUUCCUCUCCUCUAAAUAUGGCCUCAGCCAGUGGGUUCCUGUCUGAAGAUCAGUUCAUGUGCUCCAUCUGUCUGGAUUUCUUCACCGAGCCGGUUUCUAUCCCAUGUGGGCACAACUUCUGCAAGGCCUGUAUCAGCACCCACUGGAAAGGCAAAGAGCAGUGUCAGUGUCCGCUGUGCAACGAGAAGUUCAGCAAAGGACUCAAGCUCUGCGUCAACACAGGUUUCAGGGAGGUGGUGGAGAACUUCAGGAAACAAAGUGUCUCAGCUAAUAACGAUGUCCUCGUCAAAGCGGGACAGGUGCCGUGUGACCGCUGCACUGGCAAGAAGUUCAGAGCCUCGAAAACCUGUUUGGUUUGUCUGGCCUCUUAUUGCGAGACACACCUUGAGCCUCACCGGAGGAUUGCUACAUUACAGAAGCACAGACUGGCCGAUCCUUUGCAGAACCUGGAGAGCAAUGUGUGCAAGGAGCAUAACAGGAUGAUGGAGCUCUUCUGCAGGGAUGACUUGACCCGUGUUUGUGUCCAGUGUACAGAACAUAAAGCUCAUGAUAAGGUCCCUUUAGAGGAGGAGUAUGAAGAGACGAAGGUUCAGCUGGAGCAGAAGAAGGAGGAAGUGCAGGAGAUGAUACAAGAGCGACAAAGGAAGGUCCAGGAGCUAAUGGAUGACGUGGACAUGAGGAGGAAACAAAAAGAUGAAGCAAAGGUGAAUAGUUCUCAGGUCUUCUCUACUUUUGUAGUGUCUUUUAACAGAGGCCUGCAUGGGCUGUUGAGGGAGCUUGAGGAGAAGCAAAGUGCAGCAGAAAGACAGGCUGAGGUGCUGGUCAAAGAACUGGAGAGAGAAAUCAUCAAGCUCCAGAAAAGAAUCACUAAGCUGGAGAGCAUCUCACACACUGAAGACCACCUGCAGCUCAUCAAGCGCUUCCUGUCCUGCUCCUCCUCCCUCCCAUGCAAGAACUGGUCUGACAUCAGUAUCAGUGGCCAGCACCGUGUGGAGGAUGUCAAGAGAGCGCUGACAGAGCUGGCGGAGACGCUCGCUAAAGAGACGGAGCGAGCGAGUCGAGAAUUCAAGGUGAGUUGUGAUAAAAUCAUCGGUGAAGAAACUGAAAAAUGGGUCGACACAUACACGGACCUAGAGAUGCUGCCCGAAGGCACAAAGUUGGACGCAAUCCGGCAGCGGUUUGAGGUGGACAUGACAUUUGAUCCGUGCACCGCAAGUGAUCUGCUCCUGUUUUCAGAGGAUUUAAAACAAGUACACACUCCUCAUGUUUUGUGGAUUUCAAAUAUCCCGAAAAAGUUCAACAGAUAUGCCUACGUGUUGGGAAAUAAGGGCUUUUCUGAAGGCAGAUUCUACUAUGAGGUGCAGGUCACAAUGAAGACCGGAUGGGAUUUAGGAGUAGUUAGAGAGUCGGUGCGUGGGAAGAAGACAUUCACACCAAACCCGAGGACGGGAGCCUGGAUCAUUAGAUUGAAGAACAUCAACAAAUUCUCGGCUCUGAAUAAUGUCUCCGUCAACCUCCGAUUGAUAAACAAACCAGAGAGGGUCGGGGUGUUUGUGGAUCAUGAGCAGAGGCGGGUUUCCUUCUAUGAUGUGGACACUGCAACUCUGAUCUACUCUUUUACUGAUUGCACAUUCAAUGAGAAAAUCUACCCAUUCUUCAGCCCCGGUCUCCCUGAGGAGGGUAUAAAUGGUGGCCCCCUGGUCCUCUCACCAACCCCCCUCAAAAUCUCGACCACCACAAAAGAAGAAACGCAGGAAACAUACCAAUUUUAUGCCAUGAUUCUUUUUCUUGUUGUUGUGUUAUUUCAUUUCAUCGGGUCGCUGUGAAUCAUUAAGUAGAGUGGGUUGUCCACUAAACAGGUUGAUGGUUUGAGAUGAUUGGGAAUACUUUCUUUCUCUUUACAUGCUGUUUUGUUUUUUUGUACAUAGUGUUGCAUGUUUAUUUUUACCCAUACCUUACCGUGUAUUUCUUUUAAUCACACUAAUCAUGUACAUUUAACAAAAUCUUUCAAAUCAAAUAAAACAGUUUUUCCCAACGGUGGAUGUACUUGUAGAGACAGGGAGGUAUUUCGUCUCCUUCCAGUCACAACCUCAUCUGACACUUCAUCAUGACAAUAUCUUGUAAACAGACAAUAUCUAACAUGUUAUUCGGACUUAUUAUGCCUGCUUUCUCAUGUGGUGUUGAAUUAGCUGCGUUUGAUUCAAAAUGUACAUAAAGUUUUCCUUUGAUAACGAAA
Molecule: messenger RNA, 2331 nt
Organism: Hippoglossus stenolepis (Pacific halibut)
Lineage: Eukaryota; Metazoa; Chordata; Actinopteri; Pleuronectiformes; Pleuronectidae
Product: E3 ubiquitin-protein ligase TRIM39-like
Exons: 2
Coding region: 113-1921 (602 amino acids)
Molecular function (GO): zinc ion binding; protein binding
Source: RefSeq, a predicted model, not a curated record